Sclerotinia borealis F-4128 is the source of this 1296-nucleotide messenger RNA. NCBI's taxonomy places the organism in Eukaryota, Fungi, Ascomycota, Leotiomycetes, Helotiales, Sclerotiniaceae. The record is from the annotation of a GenBank genome assembly.
AUGCCCUCGCUACAUGGCCCAGCCACUAAUGGCAAUACACCUAUUCACUCCUUGGAUCUCCCACAGCUUUACAAGCGUCCAUCAUUCUUAGAGCUCUUACAAGUACUGGAAUUACUAAAGCUUCCACCACCAUCCUGGGACUCACGAUCCAGCAGGUCCCAAGAACCAGAUGAUGCUCAAGGCAUAUCUCGGUAUCUGACUAAAAUCAUCGGAAGCGAGCUCGAUUGGCUGUCCAAAGGGGUAUCUGAAAUGGAAUGGGAACAUCAAUGUGAAACUAUCCACGGGCUUGCUAGCAAAAGACUUGCCGAACGUUGCGGGCGCUCAGCAAUGCCAGAGAUGAUCCGUACUUGGGUCAUCCCAACAUCUGGAACUUCAAGUGACCUCGCUGUUGAACUAUGCGAACCUCCACUCACUGGCGAUAGCGUGGGUCUCAAAACGUGGGGUACUUCAUUUGUGAUGGCUAAAAAGCUCGAAGAGCUAGGAAAGCAAUAUUUUGGACACAUCCUUUUCAAUGGUGUAUUGACAGAGCAAAGUGUUGUAGCUUCACACAGAGGCUCGAUAAUGGAAUGGGAGUCGACAGUGAAAAUUGAGUUGACAAUGGAAAGUGAUGCAACAAUAACAAACAAGACGACAACGAAUGGUAAUGUGACAAUGGGAGGAAACACGAUCAUGGUCAUGGAGUUUAAGGUGGAAAGUAAUGCGAUGUGUCGAGGAGGAUCAACCGGAAACAGCAUUCCCAAGGGAGGGAGAAUAUUAGAACUUGGCUCUGGAACUGGGCUUCUUGGUCUAACAGCUACUAUGCUCUGGAAGAUGCCCACAAUGUUGACUGAUCUUCCUGACAUUGUUCCAAACCUGGAUGCUAACCUCAAGAGAAAUGGUUUUGGUCAGACUUCUGAAACCAAUGCCAACGCAGCAAUCCUAGAUUGGAGCAAUGCAGAACACUCUGUAGUGUUCAGCCAAAAUCCCAAUGAUAAGUUUGAGAUUAUUCUUGUUGCCGAUCCCUUCUAUGAUUCUCAUCAUCCUCAUCUUCUCGCUGGAGUAAUCCCAAAAUUCCUCAAGAACGAUGAAGGCAGUCGCGUGUUGGUGUCAGUACCACUAAGAGAUAGUGCCACAAUCGCGUUGAAGAAUGACUUUGAGGAGCUCAUGGCCACUCAGGGAUACCAGUUACUGGCUAGUGGGAAGGAACCUUGCUUCGAUGACUGGGAGGAAUCAGAACAGGACGAGAGUGAAGGAGUCUAUUGCUGGUGGGGCAUAUGGAAGCAUGCUGUAGCAGCAUCUACUCCUAUAUGCCUUUGA